Messenger RNA from Eremomyces bilateralis CBS 781.70, 1551 nucleotides. RefSeq lists its product as uncharacterized. Gene Ontology annotation, biological process: DNA-templated transcription. Bases 1 to 1551 code for a protein of 516 amino acids. The record is from RefSeq and is a predicted model, not a curated record. The transcript has 4 exons. Gene Ontology annotation, cellular component: nucleus. Gene Ontology annotation, molecular function: DNA binding; zinc ion binding. Lineage: Eukaryota; Fungi; Ascomycota; Dothideomycetes; Eremomycetales; Eremomycetaceae.
AUGCACAAGAGAUGUACCAUCAUGUGCCCUGGUAUAAAAUGCAUUCGCCUUCGGAAAAAGUGCGAAUAUACUGAUUGGUCGGAAUCGAACACUACUGCGAGCAAUGCGGUAUUCCAUACAUCAGUGCCCCGUCCCCAUGUUGAUAGUAGAAGUCACGUUAAGGACUAUAUCGCGAUAACUACCAACCAGCACAGCUCCGCCGAAGGCCCCAGCCGACCAUUUCCGCUAUCGUUCUUCUUGGAUACCGAUUUCCUGACCCCUUUGAAUGCAAAUGCUCUCGAUUUUGGGUCUGAAUCGUCCCCCAUUUGGAGAUCUGCAUUAGCCUCUCUUAAGCAUGAUCAUAGCGAGAUCUGUCUGCAAUAUCUCGCGACUGUGCACAUGUGGCUACCCAUGAUUAGCAAGAAGCGACUUAUACGAGACCUAGAGAGUCUAGACCAUGGUUCUGCCCACGUGGACACCUGUCUGCCUCUCCUUCUAUUAUGCAUGGGUCUCUGCUUAAACCGAAUCGAGUAUCGGCCUUCCAUCUCUAGCUUAUAUGCAGUCGCAACAUCACUCUGCUCGACCGCGGAAACGACUGGGUUCGUCUCUAUACGUCUCGUUCAAUCUCUUGUUCUAUUAGCUGUAUAUGAGCUCUCUAACGCCAUUUAUCCGGCCGCAUACCUCACCAUAGGCCGUGCGGCCCGGCUGGGUAUUCUAAUGGGUAUGCAUGAUAGAGAGCGCGCGCAGCAGCUCUUUGAAGACUUCGAGACCUGGACUCUCCGCGAAGAGCAACGUAGGACAUGGUGGGCGGUCUUCGUACUUGACAGAUUUGUGAACAUCGAAACGAGGGGAAUGCCGUUUGCAGCACCUGAGCCCUGUUUCGAAGAGCUUUUACCAGUCAACGACGAAGAUUGGGACAGCGGAACGAUAGUGGGAAGCGAACAUCUAUACUCCACCACCUUCAGCGAAACCAUGGUGCUAGGUUCAUUUGCCACUGUGUGCCAGAGUGCUCACAUGCUCAGUAAGGUCGCCCAUCACAGAGCAGCAAAAUUGACAUCAGACGACGCCGCGCACCUGCUUUCCGAAGCCCACAAUCUCCACACCGCGCUCUCUAUGCUCCAUUCCGCCCUCGACAAGUCGGAAAUUAAUGGCACAUCGUUCAAUAACUCCCAAUCCCCUUCUAGGCUGAUGGCUUCGGCGCUUUGUACUUCAAGCGGCCUCAUACUGUACAACUUAUACGGUUGCAAUGAGCCUACGGGCUCCACCGUACGGGAGCCUCUCGCACUAGAAAUGCAGAACAUUUGUCUCCGUGGUAUUAAAGAUCUUGCGGUUUCUACUGCACCAAAGAUUGCCAAAAUUGACACUGCAUGCCCCUUCACGGCGCCAUGUUUGUACCAUGCUGCUACAGAGUGCGCAUGGUUUAUACGAGAAGAUCAUGAUCCAAAAAUGUACGAGGCUCUGAGGGAAAUCGUUAAAGGGCUACAGUGCCUUGAGAUACGCUGGCGUCUUGCAGGGGAGUAUCUGAACUUGCUUGAACAAGCAGGAGCCAUGAAACUCAUUAAUCGCGAAUGA